CGGAAAGAGAAUAGGUGUCUUUACGCGCCGCGAAUAAAAAUACCAAGUAUUAAAGUUAUUUCCAAUUCUAUAAAGCUAAAAGUGUACUUACUGAGUAUCUAAUUAUAGUGAUAUAAAAGUUUAAAGUUAUCUGUGCGAAAAUGAUUACAAAACAGCUAACCCAAGAUGUUGAGGAGAUUCUUCUUAGUGCAUUUCAAAAAAAGGAAAUUUUAGCUGUCCUAGUUACUUCAUUGGCAAACUCUAUCACAACUCUAUUGGAGCAAAAAUUAGCUGGGAUGCAGGAUGAGCUCAAAAAGGUCAGUGAAAAUUGUAUAAGUUUGGAAAAUAAAUAUACAGAAUUAAAUGAAAGACAUGUAGAAUUGGAAAAAAAAUAUAAACAAAAAACCAAUAACAUUGAACAGUACACACGACGUUCGAAUUUACGCAUAUCUGGUAUGAAAGAGACAAGUUCCGAAAAUGUUGAAGAAAAAUUUAUCGAAAUCUGUAAAACGAAAUUAAACAUUGAUUUAAGGUCUAAAAUCGAUAGAUGUCACCGUAUAGGCAAGGUGAAUAAAUCAAACCAAGAUAAACCGAGGGGCGUCCUUGUGCAAUUUUCGAACUACAAAGUAAAAUGGCAGAUUUACACUAACAAAAAAUCGCUACAGGGCACCGGCAUUUCAAUCAAAGAAGACUUAACGCAGGAACAACUGGCUCUCUACAAGGAAGCGUGUGAAAAAUUCGGAUUUAAGAAUACCUGGACUGUUGAUGGAAAAGUCAUGGUUUUUGAAAAUAGUGAAAAAAAGAUUUAUAAAAAAACAUAGAUUUAAUUAUUUGUUUACUUUAACUCAAUGUGAAUGAACUCGCAUAAAAAAUGUACUUAUUUAUUUUUAUUGGCGGUACGGAUACCUAAUGAUUGUUUAUUUUACCUUAAGUGUUUCUUUUCAAUUUAAAUUUUACUUAAUAUCAAAUUAAUCCUUUAUAUUCUAACUAAACAAGUCAAUUUAAUUUUUUCUGUUAUUAAAAUCUUAUAUCUUUCGAAAUCUUUUUUUUUGUUAAUCGUUCUUGUUAUACCUAUACAUCUAUUACUAUAUUAAGAUUAAGAUAGCAUAAACAAUGUACCUUUAAAUUUUCAAAUUAAACUUUAGUGCUAUGGAAACACUAAAAAUUGCGCAUUUAAAUGUUAGAACACUAGUUGGACACUUUACGGACUUUAAAAAUACUUUAUUAGCAAAUAAUUUUGACAUUUGUGCGCUAAAUGAAACGCGUCUUGAUACUUCUAUACCCACAGAAUCAAUUAAUAUAGAUGGCUAUCGUCUUAUUCGUUGUGAUAGAAAUAGGCAGGGCGGGGGAGUCGGGAUUUAUAUUAAGGUGGGACUAAAAUUCACAAUUUUACAAAUUGGUGGUAACUUAGAGCAAAUUUGGCUUUGUAUUAAAAAUCAAAAUUAUGUCACUGCAAUAGGUGUAGUCUAUCGAUCUCAAGAAAUAAGUUAUACUAGGUUUUGGGAGCUGUUUGAGUUGACUUUUUCCAACAUAAUUUUACAUGCAAAUGACGUAAUAUGCCUUGGCGAUUUUAACUCCGAUUUAUUAGCCUCUAACAGUGAGUCAAAAUUUGUAAUGCAGACUCUUGAUGGUUUGGGCCUUGAGCAAAUAAUUAAUCAACCUACUAGAAUUUUUGGGACGUCCGCUACCCUGAUAGAUUACAUUCUCACUUCUAAUGUGAGUAUAUUAUCUGAACCAACUGUAGUAUCUACUGACAUUCAUACUGAUCACGAACUUCUCUUUUGCAAAUUAAAAUUUAAAAAAGAACGUAACAUACCAACUUAUAAAACUUAUAGGGAUUUUGUAAACUUUAAUCCAAC
Messenger RNA from Brassicogethes aeneus, 1838 nucleotides. The record is from the annotation of a GenBank genome assembly. NCBI's taxonomy places the organism in Eukaryota, Metazoa, Arthropoda, Insecta, Coleoptera, Nitidulidae.